Molecule: messenger RNA, 1030 nt
Organism: Doryrhamphus excisus (bluestripe pipefish)
Lineage: Eukaryota; Metazoa; Chordata; Actinopteri; Syngnathiformes; Syngnathidae
Source: RefSeq, a predicted model, not a curated record
CGAGUCUGUUUCGGUUCUAAUAUGAAGCUGAAGGCUAAAACCCUCUGGCAAUAAAGCCUCCAUUCAGACAAGAGUCGGUUCAUCGCGAAUUUAAGAGGAUUCAAAGUGAAAUGAAACUUACUUGAAGUGAAUCCAGUUUGAUGCCAGUGUCGCUUUAAUGGUUGUCGUGGCGGAGGAAGUGGACAGCUGCGACAACCUGAGACUUGGACAAUAUUUGUGUAACGAGCCAAAGAUAGACGAGAACACCCAGGAGCCUGAAAACUGCAGGGACACCACAGCUUGGGUGGAGUGUCUCCCAGCUCCAAAUAUCAUCUGCCGCCUUUCCAAUGGUACAGAGUUCAGGUUCAGUGGGAAGGAGGUGGGCUUUAACAAAACCAUUCCCUGCAGGAAUGUGAGCGGUUACUCUUACAAGGUGGCGGUGGCAUUGUCUCUAUUCCUCGGCUGGCUGGGUGCCGAUCGCUUCUACCUUGGAUAUCCUGCACUUGGGCUGCUGAAGUUCUGCACGGUCGGGUUCUGUGGCAUCGGAACGCUCAUCGACUUCAUCUUGAUCGCCAUGCAGAUCGUAGGUCCAUCAGACGGCUCUGACUACAUCGUUGACUAUUACGGUGCCCGCCUGACCCGCCUAUCAAUCACCAACCAGACGUACAGGAAGCCACACCUGUCUCUGUGAGGUCACGUGGAGACACUCAUUUUCUAAUGUCACUUUCUACAUCAAAGCCAGCACUAUCGACUUGAGAACUUGUUUCAACUUUAUGAAAAGGGUAAUAUCAUCACAACAUCUGAUAGCAAUGCACAGAUAGCAUGCCAAUGUACCCUGAGUGGCUGUAAGCACUAUAGUGACGUCACUAUACUGUAUGUGCGAUGAUCUUCUGACAUGAUUCAUGAAUGUGAUUCAUGCUGUGUAUAAAAUGUAAAUAAUGUCUUCAGUUUCCUCCAUAAGAAGAAAAAUAUGUCGUUUUAAAAUAAAUGUGACUUUAGUUAUAUGUACAGUGUCAUUUGUUAAGUUACAAAAUUGUAAAUAAAGUAUUUA